This is a messenger RNA of Leptonychotes weddellii (Weddell seal), 1710 nucleotides long. NCBI's taxonomy places the organism in Eukaryota, Metazoa, Chordata, Mammalia, Carnivora, Phocidae. The record is from RefSeq and is a predicted model, not a curated record.
AUGGCGCGGGGCUCAGGCCCGGGACCCUCGCGCCCCGAGGCCUGCACUCUGGACCUGUUAGCCCCCCUGGAGGAGCCGCACAGGCCUCAGGGCCACCAUGGUAGCCAACUGGCCGGCCUGGGAGCUCUCUGGUCGGCGCAGGCCCCCAGCGGCCAGCAUGGACCAAAGACACCACCAAUUGGAAGUUCCGCUGUGAUUGGAGGCGCGGGCCUGGGCUCGGCGUUGAGUGGCCAAAGCGGCAGUCACUCCGAACGCUUUUGUUCGCAUGGAGAAGGUAAAUACUACAGUGAGGAGGCUGAAGUGGACCUGCGGGACCCUGGCAGAGACUAUGAACUGUACAAGUACACAUGCCAGGAGUUACAGAGGCUCAUGGCUGAGAUCCAGGACUUGAAGAGCAGAGGAGGCAAGGAUGUGGCAGUUGAGAUAGAAGAUCGGAGGAUCCAGAGCUGUGUGCAUUUCAUGACUCUAAAGAAGCUUAAUCGAUUAGCCCACAUCAGGUUGAAGAAAGGAAGAGAUCAGACCCAUGAGGCCAAGCAGAAAGUAGACGCCUAUCACCUGCAGCUGCAGAACCUGUUGUAUGAGGUGAUGCACCUGCAGAAAGAGAUCACCAAAUGUCUGGAGUUUAAGUCAAAGCAUGAAGAAAUUGAUCUGGUCAGUUUAGAGGAAUUUUAUAAGGAGGCUCCUCCAGAUAUUAGCAAAGCUGAAGUCACCAUGGGAGACCCUCACCAGCAAACCCUUGCACGUCUGGACUGGGAGCUGGAACAGCGGAAAAGGCUGGCAGAGAAGUACCGGGAGUGCCUGUCCAACAAGGAGAAGAUCCUUAAGGAGAUUGAGGUGAAGAAGGAGUACCUAAGCAGCCUCCAGCCUCGCCUCAAUAGCAUCAUGCAGGCUUCCCUCCCCGUGCAAGAGUACCUGUUCAUGCCGUUCGACCAGGCUCACAAGCAAUAUGAGACAGCUAGACACCUGCCACCUCCCCUCUAUGUCCUCUUUGUCCAAGCCACUGCAUAUGGGCAGGCCUGUGCUCAUAUGAAAUCCUCCCAGCCCCCUAGACAGGAUAAGACCUUGUCUGUGGCAAUUGAAGGCAGUGUGGACGAAGCCAAGGCUCUGUUUAAGCCUCCUGAAGACUCCCAAGAUGACGAGAGCGACUCGGAUGCUGAGGAGGAACAGACCACGAAACGCCGGCGACCCACACUGGGAGUUCAGUUGGAUGACAAACGCAAGGAGAUGCUGAAGAGGCACCCACUAUCUGUCAUGCUGGACCUGAAGUGCAAAGAUGACAGCGUACUUCACCUGACUUUCUACUACCUCAUGAACCUCAACAUCAUGACGGUAAAAGCCAAAGUGACAACCGCCACGGAGCUGAUCACCCCCAUCAGUGCAGGUGACUUGCUGUCUCCUGACUCAGUCCUGAGCUGUUUGUAUCCAGGGGACCAUGGAAAGAAAACUCCAAAUCCAGCCAAUCAGUAUCAGUUUGAUAAAGUUGGCAUCCUGACUUUGAGAGACUACGUACUUGACCUAGGUCACCCCUAUUUGUGGGUACAAAAGCUGGGUGGCCUCCACUUCCCCAAAGAGCAGCCCCAGGUGUGUACACUGACCCAUUCUCCUUGGCUGAGGAUCUCUACUUCCUCAUCUCCUGUACAGACUCCAGAAAGGCUUCUGAUGGCCUUUGGGGGCUUUAAAUUAUCAGAAUGCUUUCCCUUCAGGCUAUGA